AUGGCAUCCAUUGUUGUAAUCUUGAGCUCAGUUCUUCUCAUAUUAUCGGCAUUUUCUCCAGGGAGUUCACUAAACUUUACUUUCUAUGACAAAACGUGCCCCCAAGCCGAAUCAAUCAUUACAAAUGCUGUCAAGAACGCAACCUCGAAAGACAACACAGUUCCGGCAGGUCUACUCCGGAUGCAUUUCCAUGACUGCUUUGUCAGGGGCUGUGAUGCCUCCGUGUUGUUAAACUCAGAAGGGACAAACAAAGCAGAAAAAGAUGGGCCACCUAAUAUUAAUUCCUUGCAUACAUUUGAUGUCAUUGACAGUGCAAAGAAAGACCUAGAAGCUUCGUGCCCCGGCGUUGUCUCCUGUGCUGAUAUUGUGGCUCUUGCAGCAAGGGAUGCCGUUUCUCUAGCUGGAGGUCCGAGUUGGAAUGUACCCAAAGGAAGAAAAGAUGGGAGAACAUCAAAGGAUAGUGAGACAAUUACAAUGUCAGGCUUGCCAGCUCCUACCUUCAACAUAUCUGAACUGCAACAAAGCUUCUCCCGAAGAGGUUUGUCAAUGGAUGAUCUAGUCGCUCUUUCAGGAGCGCAUACUAUUGGGGUUUCCCACUGUUCUUCCUUCCGAAACAGAAUCCAGAACUUCAGUGCCACGCAAGACACCGACCCAUCAUUGCAUCCAACACUCGCAGCAAGCUUAAAGGGUGUUUGUCGAAUAGACAGUAUGGGAAAGGAUGGUGUUACCGCCAUGGUUCCUUCUUCAACAACCUUCAAUAACACGUACUACAAGUUGGUCCUCCAAGGGGAGGGCCUGUUCUCUUCCGACCAAGCCCUGCUCAAUAAUCCAAGAACCAAGCAUUUGGUUCGCAAGUUUGCCGACUCGCCGGAAGCUUUUAGAAAGGCCUUUGUGAUCUCAAUGAUCAAGAUGAGCAGCAUCACAGGUGGAGAGGAGAUUAGGAGGAAUUGUAGUGUGGUAAAUUGA
This is a messenger RNA of Alnus glutinosa, 966 nucleotides long. Its product is annotated as peroxidase 64-like. NCBI's taxonomy places the organism in Eukaryota, Viridiplantae, Streptophyta, Magnoliopsida, Fagales, Betulaceae. Gene Ontology annotation, biological process: response to oxidative stress; hydrogen peroxide catabolic process. The transcript is spliced from 4 exons. Gene Ontology annotation, molecular function: peroxidase activity; heme binding. The coding region runs from base 1 to 966 and encodes 321 amino acids. The record is from RefSeq and is a predicted model, not a curated record. Gene Ontology annotation, cellular component: plant-type cell wall; plasmodesma.